This is a messenger RNA of Ctenopharyngodon idella (grass carp), 1652 nucleotides long. RefSeq names its product relaxin family peptide receptor 3.3a2 (gene rxfp3.3a2). The record is from RefSeq and is a predicted model, not a curated record. The transcript has a single exon. Gene Ontology annotation, biological process: immune response; G protein-coupled receptor signaling pathway. Bases 174 to 1376 code for a protein of 400 amino acids. Gene Ontology annotation, cellular component: membrane. Gene Ontology annotation, molecular function: G protein-coupled receptor activity. Lineage: Eukaryota; Metazoa; Chordata; Actinopteri; Cypriniformes; Xenocyprididae.
GUAAGUCAGUCAGCGGUGCUGUCCAGUGCGCGCGCUCCACAGGCGGGCGCUUCCCGCGCGCGUCUGCAUAAAACUCUUGGCGUCAGGUACACUGCGGCUCUUACACGUAUGGGAAUCCGUUGCAGAUAUAUAUUCGUAUUUGUUUUGCGUGAAACAAUGUCAGACUGACUGAUAUGCGAUCUGCAGACAGCCCUGUCCACCAAGCACCUGUUGGAGAGUCUCUUUCGGAAACAAUGGGGGACAUUCUCAUUCUCAACCACAGCGGAUGGGGAACUUUCAACAGAAAUUUAACAGAUCAACACAAGUUCAGCAGCCUGGAAGACAUCGAUGUGACGGCCGACGGCAGCCUCGUCCUGCGGAUCAUCAUCUCGGUGGUUUACUCCGCGGUGUGCGCCGUGGGUCUGGUGGGAAAUCUUCUGGUGUUUUUCCUGAUGAAGAUCAGACAAGGACGAAAGAAAUCCAUCAUUAAUUUCUUUGUCAUCAAUUUAGCUGUCACCGACUUUCAGUUCGUUCUGACGUUGCCUUUCUGGGCGGUAGACACGGCGUUGGACUUCAGCUGGCCGUUUGGUAACGCGAUGUGCAAGAUCAUUCUAUCGGUCACUGUGAUGAACAUGUACGCCAGCGUCUUCUUUCUCACCGCGAUGAGCAUCACGCGCUACUGGUCUGUCGCAUCUGCCCUAAAGAUCCCUUCCCGAACGAAGUCCGUGUCUGUGAAGUGGAUCUGCGCUGUGUUGUGGAUCCUGGCGACUGUGGCAACAGCUCCAACUUCCAUUUUCUCCACAGUCACAGUUGUGGCAGGUGAAAAACUCUGUCUCCUCAAGUUCCCAGAUGGCCACGAUUGGCUAGCUUUGUAUCACCUUCAGAAAAUUGUCAUCGCGUUCAUCCUGCCCAUGUUCAUUCUCUCAGUGUGUUAUCUUCUACUUCUGAGGUUCAUCCGAAAGAGGGGCGUUAAUGACCGCCAAAGAAGACGAUCUAAAGUGGCAAAGUCUGUAACGGUGGUGGUGCUCUCUUUCUUCAUUUGCUGGAUGCCGAACCAUGCGAUCACGCUGUGGGGAGUGCUGGUGAAACUCAACGCGGUGCACUGGGACAAAUCAUACUAUACCGUGCAUACUUACGUUUUCCCCGUGACUGUGUGUCUCGCUCACACAAAUAGUUGUUUAAACCCAGUCUUGUAUUGUUUAAUGCGACGGGAGUUCAGGAAAAUGUUACAUAGUAUCUUUUGGCGCGUCUCCACGCCUGUUCUUUCGAACGCUGGGAAAUUACACGGAUACAGCGGAGGCAGCAAUCAGACCCAUGAUGAGACACAUAUUGGAAUUCAUUUAAACGUGAUUGACGCACAAUCCAGAAAACAUACUGACAACAUUCACAGGUGCUGAUAACUGAUAAAACAGUGGACUGAUGUCUUUCUGAUGAACCAAAGGGUGCUCAUGUGAAGGUUAUGAGCAAUUUUAAAGGUAUUUUAUUUAUUUGCCCACAUACAUGCUGAAUGUCUGAGUUAAACCUAAUGACUUAAAAAGAGCAAAAUAUGUAUAAAAAAAAAAAGAAAAGAAAAAAGAAAAAAAGUUGUUCCCGCUAUAUUUAAUUUAUUUUCAUGUUUUGAUCUUUGUCUCUUUUCGUGUGAUAGUGAAUACACUGAAAUGUAAAGAUAUUUA